ACGAAUCUGAAUGAAAGCAUACGACAUUCUUUUGUGUGGAGACGUUCCUUGGUGUGCACGGGUAGCUCAUGCGUCCAGUGCCAACCUGUGCCAACGGAUCGUCGGUAACCUUGCAUCUCUGGCUUCCUUGAUUAUAUCCUUGUUUUUGACCAACUUUCUACAGAUUAUCGAAACAUGGUUCACGUGCGUGGAGGUUCGCGAGGAGUAGCACGGAUGUCGACGCAUGUUCGAGUCACAACAAUAGCGAAGGCAUCGGUAGAAAGACAUUACAACAUUGCGG
This is a messenger RNA of Laetiporus sulphureus 93-53, 280 nucleotides long. RefSeq lists its product as uncharacterized. The coding region runs from base 11 to 208 and encodes 65 amino acids. The transcript has a single exon. The record is from RefSeq and is a predicted model, not a curated record. NCBI's taxonomy places the organism in Eukaryota, Fungi, Basidiomycota, Agaricomycetes, Polyporales, Laetiporaceae.